AUGCUGUGUAGUAAUUGUGGUUGUACCAAUGAAGUUGACGAUAUUGAACGUGGUGCUAACCAUAACAAAAAUUCUUCAGACAUCCACCAGGUUGAUUUGGCCGGGAUGGGAGAUUUGAGUAAGAAACCAAACGCUGGUGGCGGCAGUGUGGCUCCAUCGCAUGUUCAUAAGAUAAUUAUGGUUGGAAGUGGUGGAGUUGGGAAAUCAGCGUUGACGUUGCAGUUUAUGUAUGAUGAAUAA
Molecule: messenger RNA, 240 nt
Organism: Enterobius vermicularis (human pinworm)
Lineage: Eukaryota; Metazoa; Nematoda; Chromadorea; Rhabditida; Oxyuridae
Source: the annotation of a GenBank genome assembly